This is a messenger RNA of Photinus pyralis (common eastern firefly), 2125 nucleotides long. RefSeq lists its product as uncharacterized. The record is from RefSeq and is a predicted model, not a curated record. The transcript is spliced from 2 exons. Bases 37 to 1596 code for a protein of 519 amino acids. Lineage: Eukaryota; Metazoa; Arthropoda; Insecta; Coleoptera; Lampyridae.
GAAAAAUAAUUAUUUUAAAGAAACUUUUGUCAAUAGAUGGCUCGUGUGGAUGCAGCUGAAAAAGAAGCCAGUGAAGUGUUACACUCCUUGUUAUCCGUGGAACGAAUAGAAAAACAGGAGAUUAUAGUCGAAAGAGGAGAUAAUCCUUCUCCCUCUUCGCACUCUUUUCAAUCUAAUCCGACAAACAGUAGUGAUGGUACAGAAGGCGACCCUCAAAUACAAUGGCACACGCCAGUAUCUAUUGCGACGCAUCCGCUCUUUUCGGCAAUUGAAGCGAAUAAUCAAUUUCCUCAGACCAUGGACGAUCAGCAGGUAGUGAUAUGGGAAGGUCACACUAUACAAGUGGAACACGAGCCGCAAAACAUUGGGACGAUUUACACAACGGGUUCAACAACAGAAGCUCCUCCAAGUUCUCCUAAACGUAAUAAACCGAAAACUUCGCCUAAGAACAGCAAGAAAAAACCGCCUAUAAAGAAGAAAAAGAAAAACGGGGCCACAGGAGCUACCGGUGGUAAUAUUCCGACAAAGUUAGAAGAAAGUGCCGUACAAGUGAAGGAAAGAUUUCGAAGGGGAUGCGAGUGUCAAGACGAAAGCUGUUUUAGAGGAUUGAAUCCGGAAAGUGUGUACAAACACAGACUUAAUAUUGCAGAACUGACCAAAGCGGAACAUGACAUGUAUUUAAUGGGUGUGACAAUGGCUUGCCUGGCAAAUCCUGACGAGACGGUGCGACAUAAAGAAAGGCGAAGAUUGCGGGCACAAUAUGUUUACCAAGGCAGACGCGUAUGUUUAGACGCAUUUUUGUAUCUUGAAAAUUGUACACAUUACCAAUUAAAACGGAUAAGGAAACACGUGAUGACCCAUGGUGUCGCGCCAAGAGUCCACGGAAAUCAUGGAAAGAAACCUCACAAUACAUUUUCUUUAGACAUUUACAGGCACGCCACCGAGUUUUUAAAGCAAUAUUUAGAAACCCACACGGGUGAAAUUGGCAUUGGUAAUUUAAAACAGCCCAUUCAGCUACCGUGGGAUAUCACCCGGAAAAAUUUACAUGACGCGUACAAAGAGUAUGGACAAAUUAUAGAACCCGGUAUUAAAUUAAUGGGUUAUUCAACAUUUAGGCAUUUUAUGAAGGAACAGUUUCCGCAUGUGAAGUUUUGUAAGGUCGAGCCAAAAACUGCCCUUCAACAGCAACAUCAGCACCAAACGCAACAUACUCAAGAAGCGCCGCAACAAAUUCACACACAUGUCAUGCAGAAAUCUCAAGUGCAGGCUGUUGAUCGAUCACGUGAUCAACAGAUACAAAAAUCUGUUAUUGGUAAUGCAGAGGUGCAACAAGUUAUACCGCUUGUAGUUGCCCCUAAUGACGGUAGUUCUGCACAACAUCACCACCAAGCGGCAUUUCUCGUUACGCCAGUUCCUCACCAAAUUAUUCAAAGUGGUAACGUAGUUACGCCACAAAACCCGAAUGGACAUGUAUCGUCAAACACGUUUUCUUAUCAGUUAACAAAUACAGGUUAUGUAAUUAACGAACAAGGUAACAUUGUCACGACUAUGGCAAACGCGCAACAUCACACUCCCUAUUCAUUUAAUCGAAUGUAGGUCUUUUGUAUUAUGGAAGCUAAAUUGUAAAUAGAUCAAAGUAGUAUUACUUUAGUUUCAGUCAAAAGUUAUUUUUAUAAAACUAAUUUUACAUAAAGUAAAAAUGUGAUAUUCAUCAUUAACAAAAAGCUCAUUUUUAGCAUGUUCCACUUCAUCAUAGGUGAAAGUUUGCUAAUGAUAUUGUUAGUGCAGAACGUUUUUGGCAGGUUCUAGAAAUGCUCCUUUUUGUGAUGUUAAUUGAAUGUGCUUGUUUGUUACAUUGCUCUAUACAGCAAUAUCGUGUUGCAAGCAAAUUAAGUUCAGCUUCACAACUUUAUGACUAGUUUCUCACCAUCAAAAAAUAAAAAAUUAUGUGAAUUUAAGGUCACGCUCCUUCCACUUACAAAAAUCAGUGUUGUUCCACUCUAUAGGCCAGUAAAUGAACGUGGAAUGCGGCGUACUGUGUAAUUUUCCGCGUCUCCACCGAAUCGCAUGAAAAUUUGGAUUUAGGUUCCUCUUACCCUCUACUUCAAAGGUGAACUUGAGCCCA